Messenger RNA from Anoplopoma fimbria (sablefish), 2999 nucleotides. RefSeq lists its product as uncharacterized. The transcript is spliced from 8 exons. Gene Ontology annotation, biological process: phosphatidylethanolamine biosynthetic process. Bases 319 to 1413 code for a protein of 364 amino acids. Gene Ontology annotation, molecular function: ethanolamine kinase activity. Lineage: Eukaryota; Metazoa; Chordata; Actinopteri; Perciformes; Anoplopomatidae. Gene Ontology annotation, cellular component: cytoplasm. The record is from RefSeq and is a predicted model, not a curated record.
CGGACAGCUGAGUCACUGGACACACAAGUGGACAACUGAGUGACAUGCAAAUACCAAGCAUGGCUCUUGAAUUGUUCUGACAAAAGCAGAUGUCAGAGCUUUGUUGUGGAUUGCAUCACAAUCAUUACGAUUUUUUAUACCUCACUCAGGUUUGUUUUGCUUUUUUUUUUUGUGGUUUAUCCUGUUUCAAGAUCCAACCCCCAUUGUAGGAUGUUUUGAUGGUCUGAGUGGGACUUUGGUCCAAAAGUCUCUGAAGAAGUUCUAGAUCUCAAACUUUUCGGGGGUAAAAUCGAAGACUUCACAUCUGCAUUUUUGAAGAUGAACAGUCGGUUUGCUAGCGCUGGGAAUCCGCUUCUCCAUGUGGACCUCCAAAUUGAUGAGCAUGAACCUCAAAGAGGAAUCCUGGAUCUCCUCAGGAGACUCCGUCCUCAUUGGAGGGCACAGGACAUUCAGAUGAAGAAAUUCACAGAAGGCAUCACCAACCAGCUGAUUGGCUGCUACGUGGCUUCUCUCCAGGAGCCCGGUUGUGUUCUGGUGCGACUCUACGGCAGAAUGACGGAGCUCUACGUGAACAGGGACCGCGAGGUGGAGAUGUUCCAGGUCUUCCACGCCCACGGGUGUGGUCCACAGAUCUACUGCAGCUUCCAGAAUGGCAUCUGCUACGAGUUUAUAAGAGGAAAGGUGCUGGACGAUGGGCUGCUCCGGCAACCCUCCAUCUACAGAUUGAUCGCGGCAGAGAUUGGGAGAAUCCACUCCAUCCAGCCAAAAUGUGGUCCGCCUGUUGAACCUCUUCUCUGGACAAAAAUGUCCCACUUUCUGACACUGGUGCAGAGCAGUAACAGCAGCAGCACGGCUUUGCAGCGCUGCAGGAAGAGUCACGCGGCUCUGCAAGAGUUCCCCAGCUUUGAGAUGUUGUCAGUUGAAAUGGAGUCAUUGAAGAGACAACUCUCGCAGAUUGACUCGCCGACCGUCCUCUGCCACAAUGACCUCCUGACAAAAAACAUCAUCUACAACCACAAAGAGGGAAUGGUGAAAUUCAUCGACUACGAGUACGCCGAUUACAACUACCAGGCUUUCGAUAUUGGCAAUCACUUCAAUGAAUUUGCUGGUGUGAAUGAUGUGAACUACAGCCUCUACCCGAGCCUGGAGCUGCAGAGAGACUGGCUGACGGCCUAUCUGGAGAGCUACAAGCACAGCAAAGGACACGAGGUCACUGUUACAGAGGCAGAAGUUACGCAGCUCUACAUUCAAGUCUGCAAAUUCUCUCUGGCAUCAAACUUCUUCUGGGGUCUUUGGGCCAUCCUGCAAUCACGGUUUUCCUCGAUUGACUUUGACUUCCUAAGGUAUGCCAUGGCACGACUCAACUACUACUUUGAAAAGAAAGAGGAAUAUUUUGGAUUGACAAUAAGCUAAAUAACUGAGGAUGAAUUACCAGCAUAUUUUAAAUCAGACGUAGCAUUACGAGAGUUACCAAUGUCCUUCUUGGUUAUAUUGUACAAUUCUAUGUAAAUCCACUGUGGAAUUUAAAGCAUAUAAUGCAAUGUGCUCCCCAUUGUUAUUUCAGGCUGUAGUUUGUGAUAAUGUUUUGCUAUCAUUGUGAUUUAUUUAAAAUAUUUGUUUUACCACAGCCUGUAUGCCGAUAAGCCUUUUUGGCACAUGGUGAUGAAGGUCCUGCCAAAAACCCAUUAAUUGUUCCCACAUUUAGUAGAGUUGCAUAAAGCCACAAAACUGAGCCUGAUCAUAAAACCCUUAAGGGUUAUUUGCAUGCUUAUUCAGUGUGUACCACAGUUCUGAUGGAAAACUUACUGGACAUUUGUAACUCUGGGGUUAUUGUUUAAAAGCUGCUUUUUAUCUACCUUACACGAUGUAUACCGAUCAUACAGCAUACUGCACAUUUACAAAGAGAAAUGCAAAUUAAUUGCCAUUUUAAGUUCCAAAACAGCAUGUUAAUACAGUGUUAACAGUAUUGUAUUCUGAAUUAUGUGUGGUUAUGUGCAGUAUAAAUCAUGUCACAACUUGGUCCUAAUUUUAGUAGGACAGCCUUUUGUCCAAAUUGCAAAAAGGUUAAAGCUUAUAGAAGUUUUAACCGUAAAAGUUUUUUAGCUCACUGACUGACUGACAGUGUUUCUGCUGUUUCAUUUCACCUCAUACGGACCCUUUUCACAGUACCAUAGCAAGGCAAACACAAGAGCAGCUUGUAGAUUUAUUAAUGGGUAAGAUUGAUGAAUUGGUUCUAAUUAAUUCUGACUUAAUACUGCAGCUGCUUUUUUGUUUUGUAGUCCUCUGAAAAGGUACGUUUUACACUUUAGCCUAUAACUGUGGGGACAUGUAUCAUCAGUUGCAUGUCAUCAACGUGUUAACUUAUUUUCUCUCAUUAACUAAAUAUACAAGUUUCAAAUUUCAAGUUAAUUCAACUUAACUCAACUUACUUUUCCUUUGAAGACCUCUUCAGAAAUAAUUUACAUGGGUUCACCUGACUAAGUACUUGAAAUGCAGAGUUGAACGACUACUGCUGAGAGAUCACCUAACUCAACAAAUUAAUUGAAUCAUCAGCAUAUUAGCAGACUUCAAUACCUCAAUUGUUUUACCAGUCCAUGCCAUGUACUUACCUCCAUUUCAAAAAGAAAUUUGAGCACCAGCGUAGCCCGAGUGGUUAUAGCACAUACCACAUUACUGCAAUGUGCUAGGUUUGAUUCCAGCUAUGGGACCUUUGUUUAUAGGGUCAGCUGUAGCUCAGUGGGUAAAGUGGAUUGUCCCUCAAGGUUAGCGGUUUGAUCCCCAGCACUGACAAUGAGCAAAUCAUUGAACCUCAAUGUACCUGUUGUAUAUGGCAAUUUUUGGGCGAUUUUUAUGUUGAAACUCUCAAGAGACCCUCCUUUUUUGAAAUUUGAAGAGAACAACCAGGGUGGAAAGUUUCUGUGUGUCUUUAAUAAAUGUGGAGUCAUGUUUUUUCCUUUCAGGAUUAAUGCUGAUCACAAUAAAGGUUAGUAUCACAUUCA